Molecule: messenger RNA, 2382 nt
Organism: Manihot esculenta (cassava)
Lineage: Eukaryota; Viridiplantae; Streptophyta; Magnoliopsida; Malpighiales; Euphorbiaceae
Product: DExH-box ATP-dependent RNA helicase DExH16, mitochondrial
Exons: 16
Coding region: 289-2001 (570 amino acids)
Biological process (GO): mitochondrial RNA 3'-end processing; RNA catabolic process
Cellular component (GO): mitochondrial degradosome
Molecular function (GO): hydrolase activity, acting on acid anhydrides; RNA helicase activity; ATP binding
Source: RefSeq, a predicted model, not a curated record
GCACAUGCUACGUUCGCAAAUUAAUGCGCUCGCUGAACGGCGAAGCCGAAGGUAACAUGCUCAUCUCCGAGAAUCAAGUAUAGUUUCUCGCAGCUUUUGGCUUUGAGUGUCCAAUUGACCCGCAUCUUGUCCUACGAUUUCCUUAUUGCGCUUUUUAUAUGACACAACGAUUUCGUGUUUCAUAUUUCUGUUCCCUUUUCUGUUUCAAUUCCAAAGCAGUGAUUUUGGUCACCUGCAACACUCAGCAUUCGUUGUUCAACCAAACGGCAAAAGAAAAACGCUGAGAGGAUGGCUGCUUUGUUCCUUCGUUUUUGCCAUAGAAAGUUUUCAGCUGUUGGGAUUUCUCGCCUUCCAAAAGACAACUUGGACACCUAUCAGCUGCAUUCGAAAUUGAAGCAUGGAACUUUACUUGGUGUCUUUGAUUUGUUGAGAGAAUAUAGCAGUGGCAGUGGUACGACGAAGUUUGAUUUUACGGACUUGACUUCUCCUCAUACAUGGUACCCAAAGGCUCGAAAAAAGCGUCGCAAGGUUAUUCUGCACGUGGGCCCCACAAACAGUGGUAAAACGCAUAAUGCUUUGAAGCAACUAGAAUCAAGUCCUUCUGGCAUAUAUUGUGGUCCUUUGAGGUUGUUGGCAUGGGAGGUGGCAAAAAGGUUGAAUAAGGCAAAUGUUCCAUGUGACCUAAUAACAGGGCAGGAAAGAGAGGAAGUUGAUGGUGCAAAGCACAAGGCUGUGACAGUUGAAAUGGCUGAUGUAACUUCCGAUUACAGUUGUGCUGUUGUUGAUGAAAUUCAGAUGUUGGGGUGUAAGACGAGAGGGUUCUCAUUUACACGUGCUCUUUUAGGAAUUUCUGCUGAUGAACUUCAUCUUUGUGGGGAUCCAGCUGCUGUUUCCCUUAUCGAGGAAAUACUCAAGGUUACUGAUGAUGAUGUCAAGGUUGAAUACUAUGAGAGACUUUCACCAUUAGUUCCAUUAAAGAAACCUCUUGGGUCCUUCUGGAAUAUACAAACAGGUGACUGCAUUGUAGCAUUUUCGCGUCGUGAGAUCUACAGGAUGAAGAAAAAAAUUGAAAGUGCAGGAAAGCAUCUUUGUUCUGUAGUUUACGGUUCACUGCCACCUGAAACUAGAACAAGACAGGCAACCAUGUUCAAUGAUGCUAGCAGUGAAUUUGAUGUUCUAGUGGCUAGUGAUGCCAUUGGGAUGGGCCUUAACUUGAACAUUUCUAGAAUCAUAUUUUCAACAAUGAAAAAGUUUGAUGGUGUUGAGAUGCGGGAUCUAACAGUUCCAGAGGUUAAACAAAUAGCAGGGCGAGCUGGAAGGUACAGAUCAAAAUUUCCUGUUGGAGAGGUGACUUGUCUGCAUGCAGAUGAUCUGUCCUUACUUCAUUCAUCACUGGAAUCUCCAUCUCCCAAUCUGGAGACUGCUGGACUGUUCCCUACUUUUGAUCUCAUGUAUAUGUAUUCAAGGUUACACCCAAAAAGUGGCAUAUACCAAAUAUUGGAACAUUUUUUAGAGAAUGCCAAAUUGUCUCCAAAUUAUUUCAUUGCCGAUUGUGCGGAAAUGUUGAAAGUUGCUGCCUUUAUCGAUGAAAUGCCUCUUUCACUGCAUGAUAAGUACCUUUUCUGUAUCAGCCCAGUUGACAUGAACGAUGAGAUCUCAUCUCAGGGUCUUACACAGUUCGCCGAGAACUAUGCAAAGAAAGGCAUUGUCCGUCUUAAAGAAAUAUUUACACCUGGGACACUUAUGGUGCCAAAGACACAAUCUAACCUUGAGGAGCUUGAAUCUAUUCACAAGGUGUUGGAUCUCUAUAUUUGGUUGAGUUUCCGAUUGGAGGAUUUCUUUCCAGACCGUGAGCUGGCAGCUUCUCAAAAAUCUCUCUGCAGCCUGUUAAUUGAGCAGUUCCUUGAAAGACUGGGAUGGCAAAGGCCAACAGCAAAAAGGUUACGAUCACGUAAUGUAUCAACCUCCUUAUCGUCCAAAAAUGUGAGGCGCUAUCUGUGAACUACUCUCAUCAUCUACUACUACCACUUACUUGAUGGAAGAUGGACAAAGUAUUAGCUAAAAUCGUUCAUUCUUUCCUUGUUUUUUUAAUGCUGUACCGGUGGGAGUAGAGAAAUCAACCUCCUUACUGCCCUAACGGUUCAAAUUGGUAUCAGACCAGCCAGCGGUUUGGGUUCAAGUUGGUCUGAUAUAGAUUCUUUAUCUCCAAAUGUAACUUAUAAAUAUAGCUGGGUGCAUAAUGAGGCUAACUCUUUCAAUGAUAAGAGUAGCUUCGUGCAGAUUCUUGCAAGCUAUAGUUAAAUUUAUAUAGCAUUUAUUGUUCAUAUGAUUUAUAAACCGGAUAUCAGCAGAUAGAAAGUUGAAAAGAAAAGUUACUUGGAA